CACUGUAAUGGAAAUUACAACUCAGCCUACCAUUUCCGUUUAAGAUGCAAACUUUGUAUAUUGGGAUGUUAAAUGUGUUGUGGUGUUUUUUUGUAACCUGUGUGUUGAAUGUCUAAUACAUGUAAAUGUAUAUGGCGAAUCAAAUGAUUCGGAUUCUGAUAUGCGAGUUAAUUUCCCUAAAAGAUUCGGUUCAAAGAGUCGACUCAUUACAGCGACACAUCACUAGGGCUCAGUUUCCCGUUUUACCAGAUACGAAUGGUGUCCUAUCAUAAGCCGUCUUCCGUGCUCAUUUUUUCCUACACGUCUUGAAGGCCAUCUUCAAGAACGAGAGACCUCACUAUGAUGACGUCAGAUGAGAUUAAGUGCGAGGACGUGGAACCCACAACGAGUUCCAGUAGUCCGGAGCAGUCGUCCGAACAACUGGAAAACGAAAUGCACAUCUGCUCGCGGUGCGGAAAGAGCUUUCCGCACCUGAGUCACCUCCAGACGCACCAGUGCGUUCACGUAAAAGGCAAGCCGUACGAGUGCUCCGAGUGUGAGAAGUGUUUCAACGAUCGCAGUAGUCUCAUAAAGCACCUUCGGAUCCAUACGGGAGAGAAGCCGUAUCAGUGCUCCGAGUGCGGGAAGUGUUUCACCCAGAAGGGUCACAUCACGAAACACCUGCAGAUUCACACCCAGGAGAAGCCAUAUCACUGCUCGCUCUGCGGUAAAAACUUUAAUUACCUCUGUAAUCUCCAGCGACACCAGCGCACUCACACAGGAGAGAGGCCGUAUCAGUGUUCGCAGUGCAAGAAGAGGUUCAGCGAGAAAGACGGUCUCAUAAGACACCAGCGCAUUCACACAGGAGAGAAGCCGUACGAGUGUUUGGAGUGUGGGAAGAGUUUUACCGAGAGAGGGAGUCUCUUGAAACACCAGAGAAUUCAUACGGGGGCAAAGCCAUUCGAGUGCUCGUACUGCGAAAUGAGUUUUACGCAAAGGUGCAAUCUCCAACAGCACGAGCGCAUUCACACGGGGGAUAAACCGUUUUACUGCCUCGAGUGUGGGAAGAGUUUUAAUCGGGAGACGGCUCUCCAAGUACACCAGUGUAGUCACACAGGCGAGAAGCCGUACCACUGCCCAGAGUGUGGGAAGAAUUUUAGCGACCAGAGUAAUCUCCGCCAGCACCGUCGCAUUCACUCGGGAGAGAAGCCGUACAUCUGCUCACACUGUGGGAAGGGUUUUACUCAGCACUGUCAUCUCCAAGUCCACCAGCGCAUUCACACCGGGGAGAGGCCGUUUCCCUGCCCCCAGUGCGGGAAGAGUUUUACACAGCAGUGUCAUCUCCAGCGUCACCAGCGCAUUCACAUGGGAGAAGUCGUAUCAGAGCUGAUCGUGUGGGAAGAGUUUUACCGAGCGGUGUCACCUCCAGGUACCCCAGCACCGUCAGAGAGCUGUGAAUGAAGACAUCCUGCCGUUCGACUGUGAACCACAAAACAAUGCUGACAUGAUAACGAGCUUCCAUUAAAAAAAAUUGUGCUUUUGUUUCUUUUUGAAUUGAUUUGCAAAGUGACCUUGUGUGUGAGAAAGGUGCUAUAUGACUUUUUUGUGUGUGCUUGUUUUAUUUUGAAUUGUUCGCAAAGUGACCUUGAGUGUGAGAAAGGUGCUAUAUGACUACAACCUAUUAUGCAGUGUCUUGCAUAAGGAUCACCCCACUUGAGUGUUACAACCUAGGACUGAAUUGUGAUUUUUAUUGCUAGGUUUACACAACAUAUGUCUAACAUUUCGAGGCAACACCUUUGGUCUGUACUAGGUAGAACCACACAUUCGGUUGCUCUUACAGCUGCAAGUCUUAUGGGUUUGCCCGUUCUUCUCAGUAAAAUUGCCCGAGCUCUAUCGCAUGAGGUCGAAGAGUCCUUUGACGAACGGUAAUUUUCAACUCUUGCCACAGAUUCUCAUUUGGAUUUUACGGGGCUGUUUUAACACGUUCAGGUUCAUGGUUUAUAAACACUCCAGUGCAGCUUUGGCAGUAGGCUCAUAGUAAGGUCAUUGUCCUGAUGUUGGUGAGCCUCUGCCCCAGUUUCAACACUCUUGCAGACUGGAACAGGUUUUCUAGGAUUCCUCUCUAUUUGGCUUCAACUAUCUUGCCCUCGACCCUGAUUAGUUUCCAAGUUUGUACUGAUUAAAAUCAGUAAAAUGCUGUGGGGAUUGUGUUCUCAGGGUUAUGAGCAGUGUUGAGUUUCUGCCAGACAUAAUACUUUGUCCAAAGGGCAAAAAGUUUUGGUGUCGUCGAACCAGAGAACUUAGAAACAUGCCUCCAUAGCCCACCUUAUGGCGUGAACAGCUUCUUCCAUCUUAGCUGUGGAACUCUCCAGCUUCUUCAGAGGUACCCUUUGCUUCUAAGUAUCUUCCAUGACUAAUAUCCUCGUUACCCCAUCACUGACGUUUGGUGGAUAGCCUCAAGUCAUGUGCAACUUUUUUUUUUAUUCUAAUGGAUUUUGUAAUAAUGUCACUCUGCAGGUAGUGGUUUAGUGGUUAUGCUUGUUUACCUCGCACCUCCAGGUUGGUGGUUUGAAUCCUGCCUCUGCCCUGUGUGCGCAGAGUUUGCAUGUUCUCCCCGUGCUUCGGGGGUUUCCUCCGGGUACCUCCCUUAGUCCAAAGGCAUGCAUUGUAGGCUGAUUGUCAUUUCCAAAUUGUCUGUGACCUUGUGUAGGAUAAGCUGUACAGGUAUUAAAGAUGGAUGGAUGGCUGGAUGUUGCUCUGCAGGAUGUUCGAAGUUUGGAAUUUUAUUUUAUAACCAAACCCUGAUUGAUACUUUUUCCAGGACAGAACUUUGACUGUUUUAAGAGCUCCUCGCUGUUUUAUGACGCUCUUUUGUUUAGGCAUAUUCUAUAACAAACUCUGCAUUCUUACAGGAACAGGUGUAUUUAUAUUGAGAUCAGGUCACACUUUAAUUGCACAAAGGUCUACUCAACUCAACUCAUUAUAUGACUUCUGCUAGUUGUACUAGAACUAGUGUAGGGGUUUCACAGCAAGACGUGAUGUAUGUAUGACUUAUGUAAAAACUAAUAUUUGUAAAUAUUUUUUCAAACUAUGUUUUGCUCCACUUCAAUAUUCUGGGUUUUGUGUAGAUUCAUGACAUAAAAUCCCAAUUUAGGCCGUUUCAGUUCCAGGUUGUAACACUACAAACAAUGGAGAAGUUCAAGGCACUGUAGGUAGUGUUUAACUUUAGCUAAUGGCUGAAAGACUGAACCUGACCUGGUUGCACCAGAUCACACAGCAACCCAACCAUCCCAGUUUCAUUCUAAGCCCUUUCUUUAUACCGACAAUAUCAUGAGUUUCCUCCUCCUUCCCUAUCAGAUGUGUUAAGUCAUCCGAGUCUAUGGUGUGUAAUUACUAUUUAAAAAUAUAACUACUUUCAUUUAAAAUGUUUAUUUUGAAGUGUGUUAACAUUGUACUGAAUGCAUUUCACUCUAUGACGGUUGCACAGUUUUUGUAUAUUCCUGAAAAUACUUUUCCAACAGCAGGUAUUGCUCUUCAAACACAAAUUUGUUUGAUAUUUACAGUACAGAAGAGACAAAGUGUUCAUCACUGAGAGACCUUUUGUACAGUCCAGAAGAGUAAAUAUAAUUUCAUGCAUGUUACGGCUUCCAUGGCUAAUUAAUGUAGCGUAUAAUGGUCAGCCAUGAGCUACUAGACUGCAGCUGGAUAGUUCUUUAAAUACAUGUCAUACGCAGUAACUGUAGACAUAUAAAAAUAGCAAAAAAAUUAUAAUCUUGCAAUCAUGUACAUACAUGAAUAAUCAAAAACUGAAAGAAAGGAUCAUACAGUUGUGUUGUGUAAACUUCCUACAUAGGAAGUAAUGUUUAAGUAACGUGCUGCUUUUCUCAGUACUACUGAUAUUGGAUGCAGCCUGGCUGUAGAUUUAAACUUUUACAUAAUGCACCGUCAGAAGUUCUGUAAAUUCAAAAUGUUUGACUGUUUGGGAUGAAUUUUCAGCUGCAGCCUCGGACUGAUGUGGUGUUUGACAGUAAGAAAGUGAUUCAUGUGAAACUUCUGAAUUUUCAGCACAAUUCAACAUAAGAGGUUGGCUAGAUUGACGCCUCAGCUUCACCAACUCAAGGACAGAUAAACUCAACCUAAAGACAAAAUUUUUCCAGGGUAGGUUGGAAAAACGUCUCUCAUUGGAUUAACACUUAUUUAAGUAUUUAAUUUAGACUUAGUUGCUAUUGUUUUGGGGUUUUUGUUUUUCAUGUCAUCAGAAACAGAUUGGUCAAUGCUAUCUUCCAGUGUGUAAUCAGAUAUUAAUCAAUAAUAAUGUGUGAUAAAUCCUGACUGUUACUGUUGUUUUACCUGUCACAUCCUCUUUGUAUGUGGUUUGGUCUUAUAUAUUCUGUAUUAUCCCUGUAGUUGUUGACAAUUACUCUUAAACUUGUAUUCUAUUCUAUUCUA
This is a messenger RNA of Ictalurus furcatus (blue catfish), 4428 nucleotides long. Its product is annotated as zinc finger protein 239-like. Gene Ontology annotation, molecular function: DNA-binding transcription factor activity; RNA polymerase II cis-regulatory region sequence-specific DNA binding. Gene Ontology annotation, biological process: regulation of transcription by RNA polymerase II. The transcript has 2 exons. NCBI's taxonomy places the organism in Eukaryota, Metazoa, Chordata, Actinopteri, Siluriformes, Ictaluridae. The record is from RefSeq and is a predicted model, not a curated record. Bases 340 to 1440 code for a protein of 366 amino acids.